AAUUGAUAUCUUGCGGCGGGAGGGUUUAGAGACAGACACCGAACAUGGCGGCGCUCGGCAGCCGCGCAAAUCGCCCAGAAAACGGCGAAAAACAAAGCAAGCCUGCGCUCGUGUCUCCCCUGAAAGUGCGAGAACUUCUCAACGAAGGGGUCGCGACGGAAGACAACGCGUUGAAUCGUUCACAGCAGGAUCCAAACACGCUGUCUCCAAAUGGCCUUGGGAAAGCUCCUUGCGAGGCGGCAAACAAAGAAGCAUUUUUCAACAGGGUAGAAUCCUACUCCUGUUUGAAAUGGGCCGGGAAGCCCCGUGUACUCUCGCCGCUCAGAUGCGCACGGUACGGCUGGAUCAAUGUAGACUGUGACAUGCUGAAGUGUUCUAGUUGCCAGGCUUUCCUCUGUGCAUCAAUCCAAGCAACCCUCGACUUCCAGAAAUACGAAGGACGGGUUUUGGAGUUGCUACAGCAGCUUCAAACGCAACACGAGAAAUUCUGUUCCUGGCCAGAUUUCCCAUGUCCAGACCGCUUCUGGAUGGUUCCUAUUAAUGAGCCUACGGUAUUACUCAGUGCCUUUCUAGACCGUUACAAGAGCGCUUGCCUCCUAGAGCAGCAGCUGCCUGCUAUGAAGCCAGAGCAGCUAAAAGCCAUGACCUUGACUGAAGAUGUAAUAAGUGUCCUCCUGCAGCUGAUUGAAGAUGAACAAGUGAAGCAGGGUGGUUCUCCUUUGAAGGUCUCCACAGAUCCGCUCUCUGUACAGGUGGCUGCGUGCAUCAUAGCUCUGUGUGGUUGGGCGGCCAGCCCGUCCCUGCACGCCAUGAAUCUGCCCAUCCUCACUUGCUCGUACUGCAUGAGGAAGGUGGGAAUGUGGAACUUCUAUCAAAUGGAGACCGUUUCGGAGAGCGAAAACCCUCCGCAGUCUCCAACGUCUACCGCCGCCUUGACUCCGUCUCAAGGCGCCAGCGGGGAAAAGGGCACGCCCCCCUCACCAUCCCAGUCCCCCACUCCAUGUCGCAUGAAGCUGCGUAGUCAGGACUCCACGCGCUCUGAGCAGAUGGAGAGUACACCGUCCCCACUGGUGCACCGCGCCAGAAGCAGGGACUCUCCUAUCCCACAUGAGGAGCUUCCAAGCCCUCUGUCCAGAGCCAAGAGACCCAUGACACGCAGCAGGGGCCAAGGAGAAAACCUGACUGUGGAUGUGCCCUCCAGCCCACAGAGAAGGACAAAACGGCUACGUCUCUCCUCUGCCAGCGGCCCUGAAGGGCCCUUGCACAGAAAUGUGUUUGACCCAGUAGCCCAGCACAGAGACUGGUGUCCUUGGGUGAGCGUGGAAGGAGAGGAGGGCAAUCUAGACGGCUCUGUCUUUGUUGGCUGCGAGGCUGAGCUCCCUCAGCUGGGCUGGAAAGCAGCACUUACUCUGUUCUUAUCCAUGAAGAGAAGCCUGAGUCCAGUGGGGGCCAGUCCAUCUCAGGGUCCUCAUGACAAAUCAAAAAGGGUGUUUUCGAUAUUCCGACAGUGGCAGGUAUCUUCUCCAGCCCAGUAAGCCGUUUCAGAAGGUGGACUGGGAAACCUUGGUGAUUGUUGUCAUAGUGGUCCUCUGUCCUUUUGUAACUAUGAGAGUGGUUUUCAGAGUGUUUCUUGAUCAAGUGAGUCUUGUUUACAGUAUUGGGUUUGGUUGGGAAAGGGACAGUAAAUCCAUACGGAUCAAAAGCGGCCUGUGCUAAAAGACCUUGGCUCGGAGCAGGAAAGCCCAGCAGAGUUCUUCUCAGAAAUUGUAACUUUACCACACUGUUUUGAAUCUGGGCCUGUCCAGUCGGCAGUAGAACAUCAAAAGACCAGUGACCGACACGUUUUACCUCGCAUGGACAGCCAAAUAGUCCUUGCCGCCUCUCUUUGUAUGAGGCUUCAUAGGGUUUAGCCUAAAUUUAGGGGAAGCUUCAGGAACUACACUGGAAGACAUGUUAGUUGUAUUGGUGCUUUUCACAUAAGUUUAGCUGAAGAGAACUAGUAUUUUCAGGUCUGUGUGUGUGUGUUCUGCAUUGUAUAAGUAGGUUUAUUUACUUCCGUAAAUGUGAAUGAGAUGAGCAACGUUUUCAUCUCACUCAUUUUUAAAGGUGUUUGUUACUUUGAUCAUCUUUUACCCACAUGCCAGCUGAAACGGAUGUCUUAUUUAGAAAAGAGUGCCAACGAUUUUUUGUUUUUCGAUUCACUUUCUCUGGAAGUGCUGCUUGUAGCGCAAUCAUGCAUGUUAUCCUUGUGCAUGUCUGCCUAAAUUUAAUAAACAUUUUCCUUUUGCUGGUUUUCA
Molecule: messenger RNA, 2297 nt
Organism: Puntigrus tetrazona (Sumatra barb)
Lineage: Eukaryota; Metazoa; Chordata; Actinopteri; Cypriniformes; Cyprinidae
Gene: zc3hc1
Product: zinc finger, C3HC-type containing 1
Exons: 10
Coding region: 45-1535 (496 amino acids)
Cellular component (GO): nucleus
Molecular function (GO): zinc ion binding
Source: RefSeq, a predicted model, not a curated record